Messenger RNA from Zootoca vivipara (common lizard), 8134 nucleotides. RefSeq names its product phospholipase A2 group XIIA (gene PLA2G12A). Lineage: Eukaryota; Metazoa; Chordata; Lepidosauria; Squamata; Lacertidae. The record is from RefSeq and is a predicted model, not a curated record. Gene Ontology annotation, molecular function: calcium ion binding; A2-type glycerophospholipase activity. Gene Ontology annotation, biological process: arachidonate secretion; phospholipid metabolic process; lipid catabolic process. Gene Ontology annotation, cellular component: extracellular region.
UCCCUGCGCCCGAAGCGCCCUGACGCGAGCGCGACUGAGGCGGGGCUGCUGGAGGCGGACGGCGCACUGCAAACAGGGACCGGAGGGGCUUGUCCGGGAUGGUAGCGCUUCCGUGGUCUCCGAGCGGUAAUCGCCGUGGAGGCAAGGCGGCUGCCUGCGGCGGCGACUGUACGUGCGUAAUGCAGCUGCCCGCGGGAGGAACCGGAGACUAGCCGGCGCGCGCGCGUCCCGCCCGAGCCCUCCGAAUCCGUGGAGCUCCGUUGCGCCGCGCGUGGGUGGCGUUCUGGUACUCUGGCCCCUGCGCGCUCGGGAGAGACGAUGAGCUGGGCCCUGCUGCUGUCGCUUCUUGUGACCUGCGGCUUGCUGGGGAUGCGGCCCCUGCCCGCCCAGUGCCAGGAGGCCCAGACCCCGGACUGGAGGAUGACGCUGAAGACCAUCAGGAACGGCGUCCACAAGAUCGACACUUACCUGAAUGCUGCUUUGGAUCUCCUGGGAGGAGAGGAUGGGCUCUGUCAGUAUAAGUGCAGCGAUGGAUAUAAGCCGUUGCCUCGCUAUGGCUAUAAGCCUUCACCACCCAAUGGCUGUGGUUCUCCCCUUUUUGGAGUUCACUUUGACAUUGGCAUUCCUUCAAUGACAAAAUGCUGCAAUCAACAUGACAGGUGUUACGAUACCUGUGGCAACAAAAAACACGAUUGCGACGAGGAGUUUCAAUAUUGCCUCUCUAAGAUCUGUAGAGAUGUACAGAAAACACUGGGAAUACCAGAGAGCGUACAAGCGUGUGAAUCAACAGUUCAACUAGUGUUUGACGCAGUCAUACAUUUAGGAUGCAAGCCAUACCUUGACAGUCAAAGAGCAGCAUGUAUGUGUCGGUAUGAAGACAAGACAGACCUUUAAGAGAGAAGCUUUCGACCUGGUUCAGUUCAUCUGUAUUGUGAGAGCUCUUUUGUUGUUACAAAGCUGUUUAAAGCAUACCGUCGGAGCGUCAAGGUGGUCUACACUUCUGUAGAAGACACUACUUUUUUAUAUAGCACUUCUUCCCUCUGUCACCUUUGCACACAUCCUUAAUCUUUAAGGAUCUUUUGCAUACAACUUUGAAAGCCAAAAUUGCAAUUUCGGCAACUGGCCUCGGAGUGGUACCUCUACAUGAGUUUUUUCCUCUUGAGGGGAUUGUGGAUGCUGCUCUUAAACUGAUAGAGGUGAACACCCCUAACUAUUGCGUGGGGUAAAAAGUAGGUCAAACUUUGGUCUUACCAGCAUUUGGCAUCUCCUCAGAGCUUUGCUUUAUGGAAAGAAGGGAAAUGCCUUAAAAAUGUAUGGGUUUUGUUUGCAAUCUUAUGCUGCUGUUAUAGUGGAACAUUCCCUUGAGUAGAUAUUCUGUUUUUGCUUCUAUAGUUCAGUCCUGUGUAUGUUCAAUUAAUUAAUGAACCUUAUGAAUGUUCAAUUAAGUCUCACUGUUCACUGAGGCUUACUUACCACUUAGUAAGUAUAUUUAGAUUUUUCAGCCUUACACAGCAAUCCUCUGCGUGCUUACCUAGGAGUAAGCCCCAUUAAAAACAGUGGAGCUUACUUCCCCCCAGAAGACACAGACCAAGCUUUAUUAAACAUUCAAUAGUACCGGUACUUAACAAAGAAAAACCACAGUAAAUUUUCUUUCUACCCACCCCGGUUUGUAAAUAAAAAUCAGCCUUCAGCAGGCCAACAUGUUGGCGCCCUAACACCUUCUUUAAGAGGCUCCACUGAAUGAUUCUCUUUCAUGCCACACAACACUGUGGCCUUUGCAUUUUUGACCCCUCUGGUGCUGUUUUCUGUUACUGUACUUGUUUCGCUUUUCUGCAGCGGAAGACCUGCAUUCACAGCAGGCCGGGAUAUCUGUGAUAUUUUGGUCAGAGCAGCAGCUGUGGUCCCUGUAACUCAGGCAUCCCCAAACUUUGGCCCUCCAGAUGUUUUGGACUACAAUUCCCAUCAUCCCUGAGCACUGGUCCUGUUAGCUAGGAAUCAUGGGAGUUGUAGGCCAAAACAUCUGGAGGGCCGCAGUUUGGGGAUGCCUGCUGUAACUCUUCCAUCAGCAGUUGUGGAAGUUGUAGGCUGCACCCAUUUCCUCUCUUUGGGGGGUUUGUCUACGUAGAUCUGCCUCUGGUUAUGCUGAGCUGUUUGAAAAGUGGAGCUCUUGCUAAGUACCAUCACCGAAUGCGGUGGUCUAUGGGCUUUCUCUGCUCUUUUAACUUCCGAAGUUCUUUAUGAAACUCCUUGUGCCUGCUCUCCUUUCGGGAAAUGGACUUUUGGUGGGCAAGAUUUGCCUUCAAAGUCUCUGUACUUAGGUCCUUUCUGUACCGAGCAGCAAAAGUGGCAGCCAUCCUGCUGCUUACUCACCGACCGCUUCCUACCAGCUCCAGCAUCGACCCCCAAACCACCUCUUGGCUCACCUAGGAUUCCAGUGGAGCUUACUUUUGAGUGAAUAGGCGCCAGAUCACUAUUCGCCUCUAGCAACAAUUAUAGCAUGUCAGAUUAUUAAUCUCAAUGUUUAAGGAUUACCUUAAUGGGACUUAGAUGCAUCUGAAUCCAUUUAUACAGCAGAUUCUCAAGUGCCUUAAAACUAUAGAUGGUAUCCAACUGACUCGUAUUCGGAGUAAAUCCACUACUGUGUACUUUAAGCACAUGAACCUCAUUGGAUCUACUCUUGAGGAUUACUUAGUUGCAUAUCUCCCUUAAAAAUUUAAAUGCUAUGUAAAAUAAUUAACUGACAAAGUUAAGUCGUUUACAUGUUGGAAUUCUAGGGUGCAUCAAAUCCAUCUGCCAAAGCAGUGAAACCAAGCUAUUGAUUCCCCUGCCCCCCAAUUAUCCAAGAACAUUAUAAAUUUUUAAAAUUAUUUUUGAUCUCUAAUCAAGUGUUUUAGACACAUAGACAUUCUGCGGAAGUAAAGGUGUCUUAAUAUGUAUUAUUGGCCUGAGCAUGAGAAAUAUUUGCAUUUAGUGUGCAGAGCAUUUGAGUAUCAAACAUGUUUCUUCUGUACUGUUUCAGAACUAAACGAUAAGACUAAUGAAUACUUUUACCAUUGUUUCUGUGUUUUAGGCUUAUGGAAUUGCUUUGAGAACUCUGCAAGGGUUAUUUCCCACUUGAUUUUUAAUAAUUUAUUUGUACUUUCACAUUUCACUUUAAUAGAAAAAGAUUCUAAUUUAUUUGUCUGUACUUUGCUAUUUGACAUUAAUAGAAAAAAAUUCUCUUAAUCUUUUCUAUAUAUAUAUUUUAAAAUGAUGUCAUUUGUGAGAAAUAAUCUGUUUCCAUGCUGCUAAUGUUAAUUAUAACUGACCCAAUGAAAACAGUGGGGCUGUUUGCCCUAUUAAUUUUAAUAGGUCUUGGUCACAACCAACUUGAGUUGGAUCGAAACCUACAAAAUGGGUGUUCCAUUUUUUAAUCUUGGAUUUUAUAGAGGUUUUUUGUCAAAUGUAUUUUGUCUUUUUUGAAAGAAUGUGAACUUUUAAUGCUGAGUUGUUCUCAAGUUCUGAACACUCAAGCACUAGAAACUACUGAAUGAAAUUACUUGAAAAGUGGUCUGUGAUAUAUUCUGGGAAAUAAGGGAUUUCUUUAGUGUGAAAAUUUGUGGGGGGAAAGAACUGUAUUUGUGUAAAGUGGGGGAGAAGAAUUAAAGAGUCAAAGCUAUGUAUGUGUCCUCUCAUUUUGCUAUAAAUAAAACUUAACUGAGUAGCAUACUAUACUGAGGAAAAUCUGCAGGAUUCAUUUUACAAGCCUUUAUUCUAGCUGCAUUUGGAUGUAAAAUGAGAGCCUGCAGCACCCAGUGUGGCUCCAAGGUCAGAAACUUUCCCUUCUAUUUUUGGCUAGCUGUAAUUGUCUGAAGCUAGACAAACUGUGGUUAGUCGUAACUUUUGUUUACUGGCGCAAGCUGGUAAGUGACUUACGAAGCUGGCUUGUUUCAAUAAAACUCUGGUUAAGAGUAGGUUCAGAACUAAAGCUGUAGGUUUGUGGUGAAGUAUUUAAUACAAGGCUCCAAAAAGUACACAAGUGUAUAACAACCUUUCAUCCAAAUACACAACUGCAAUGAAGAUGCAAUUCAAACAGCAAAUUUCAGUUACUAGUGUGGCCUGCCAAGAGCAUUCCUAGCAAUGUGACUCAAAGCUAGUAGUUUAUAUUAUUAGCUUGCUGUAGGUACAAAGUUCAGCAGGAGCAAUCUGUGAGACACAAACCAAAGCCAGAGGAAAGGAAGAGCAAAUUACUUUCUCUAGAUAUUUUAAUGAAAGCAAUGGCAAGCCAGAAGCAAGAGAACUUCAAUUUGGAGAAGUUUGAAGGAACGUAAACUUUAAUCAUGGAUCUAAAAUCCAGAACUGGUACAGUCACAUACCCCCCUGCUAAAACACACUUUGGGGUAGAAGCAUUUAUAUUGGCCAUUUAAUGCUGGGGAAUAUAAAGGUUCUGGCCAGUUAUAGAAUGCUGAGCUAUGUUCCCAUUGCAUUCUUAAAAAAUGUUAAUUCAACAAGCAUGGCAUAACACUUUUUUUGGCAAUGAAAUAUCAGUUAUAUAAAUAGUGACCAAGGUUCCUUCUGAAUAUUGAAAAAAAUGUCAAUACAUUUAUAAACUAUUGCACUUGGUACAAUAUCCUGAAAAAUAUCUGCUUUUGUUUCUGAAAAAGGAAGUUUAUUUCUAGCCAUUUAUAUUGAGAUGAUUGGCUUGAAAGCGUAAAAGUAAUGCCUGGCAAAAUAUUAGGCGCAGAAGGAAAGGCGUCUGCAGCUCUGAAGAUAAUUUCUAGUUACAGGUGGUGCUUGGGCUUCCAUACUCUACAUCAGGCAUCCCCAAACUUCGGCCCUCCAGAUGUUUUGGACUACAAUUCCCAUCACCCCUGGCCACUGGUCCUGUUGGCUAGGGAUCAUGGGAGUUGUAGGCCAAAACAUCUGGAGGGCUGCAGUUUGGGGAUGCCUGCUCUACAUAGCUCAUUUGUCUUCCUCCACAAUUUAAAGAUUUGUAUACUGCUUGACUGUCAUAAAACUUUUAAACAGUUUACAAGAAAUAUUAAAAUUAUCAGUGAAAACCAGUUAAAACCAAAUAAUUUAAACAAUUUAAAAGAUAAUUAAAGUGAACAAUAAAAGGUUACAGCAUGUCAAUAUGUGUCUGGGAUUAUUAUUUAUUGUUAAUGCAAACUGAAUAAAUUUAUACAGUAUAUGGGUCAGAAAUCUGGUUACUGUGACCCUGAUAAAUAAAACUACUGUGAUAGUUUUAUUUAUGUUAGCACAGGGUUGACACAACUGUGACUAAGAUCAAAGAUUCCGUGACCAAGGUUUAAACUGGUAGUUUGGAAAGAAAAGGCGAUUCUUAUAUAGGAGUGUCGUAACACAAUGGUAGAGCACAUGUUCAGUCUCUAUCUCUGCAUAGAGAGCUGGGAAAUGCUCCCACCUGAAACCCCACCAUCCAUUGUAGAACAUGCAGACCUAGGUGGACCUAGGCAGCUUCCUGUAAUGUUAAUCAGGCUGUCCUGGAAGUGGUCACCACAAAAGACACCAGGUUUAAGUGGCACUAAGUGGGAAAUUGCCAGCCUUUUGAAGAAACUUGUGCACCUACAGACAGCGAUCCCUCUGGAAGUUGCCAACUUGCACAAUCCUAUAUAUGUCUCAGGAGUUAGUCCCAGUGGAUUCAUUGGAGCUCACUCCCAUGUAAGUAGGGAUAGAUCCUUAGACUUAAGGCCAAUUUAAGUUACUGGGUUGCAGUCAAUGGUAGCUUUGUGUCAGCAAAUGUGCUUCUGCUAAUAAUAUGAGACAACCCAUUUUCAACAACUCCCCCUACAGUUUGUGGACCAUACUUAUGCUCUACCCAGCUGGCAGGGAAAGCUUUUGGGGGUUGGAGGAAUUGUGGUUAGAAACAGCAUAUGUCACGCUAGUGGCUUUUUUGUGUUGGGUUUCAUCACAGGUGAUGUGUAUAUCCUCUACCACCCUGCCAGCAGCCUGUAUAUCAUGUUUUAUUUUUGUCAAGUGGAAGCAUUGGUACACACUCUUGAAUGCUAACCAUUUUUAUGUCUAGUCAAUUACAUUUUCUUUCUAGAGGAGGGCUACAGCCUUACAGCAGUUGUGUGGUGGUGAUGGAGGCAAUGAGAAUAUCCAGAGAUACAAGGGGUGUUCAUUAAAGAUUUCCCCUGACAUACUUCCAGUGGACUGAGACAAAUGAAACUGGGCACAGUUAUUAGUCCUUCUCUACAUAGCUACCAGCAAGAGUCAAACAUUUCUCUCAUCACUUUAUGCAGCUGUGGAGACCUCAUCCGUAGAAUUCGGCAGGUUGCGUCAGAAGUCAUGACUUGACCUCAGAAACCAGCAUUUCAUCAUCUGGAAAAAGUUUGCCCUUCAAAAAUAACUUCAUGGUUGGAAAGAGGUGGAAGUCUGAUGAUGUGAGGUUGGGAGAAUAAAGGGGAUGGAGAAAGAUUUCAUAGCCACAGGACCGUGCUUCCGUCUGAGCAACAUGCAAGUUGUGAACCAGGCCCGGCAUUCUCCUGCAGGAGGUGGACACCUUUGGUCACCAUGCCUCUCUAUUUUGAUAGCCUCUUGCAAUAUCUGUAGCAGUGAAGCAUAGUAUGUCCCGGUAAUUGUGGUACCCUUUGCCAGGAAAUCCAUCAUCACUACUCUGCGCUGGUCCCAAAAAGCCGUGAGCAUGACCUUGCCUACUGACGGUUGGACACAUGCCUACUUUGGAGGUGGUGAGGCAGAGUGAUUCCAUUGUUUGGACUGGGAUUUAGGCUCUGGGUCAUAAUGAUGGACCCAUGUUUUGUCCUCAGUAAUUAGUCUGGCGAAGAAGUUAUCAUGGUUUUUGUGACACAUGACCAAAAGAGCCUGUGAGCAUGUGACUUGUUCCUGCUUCUGGAAAGGCGUCAGCAGCCAGGGAACCCACCGUGCAAACACCUUUCCCAUGUGCAAAUGGUAAUGGAUGAUUUUUUCUACAGAGCCCACACUGAUCUUGACAUCUGCAACUGAACGGUUAUGCAGCGAUCCUCAAUGGAGGAUUGUGGUUGCCCAGGAAUGGGAGCCAUUCCACCGAAAUCCAACCACGCUUGAACUGAUGAUGCCAGUGCUUGAUUACGUCAUACGAUGGGGCAUCCUCCCCAUAAGUCCCUUUCAUCUCAUCAAACGUCUCCCAUGCUGUGCGCCCUUUCAAGUCCAAGACUGCUCUGCAUUCAACUGGUUCCAUUAUCAGAUGUUACUCCACGUUAGCAUCUGUAACAGAGAAACUGUUAGGAGUUCAGAGCUACAAAUUACCACAUUACCUAUGGAGAGAUGUAUCAUUUUACUGUACAUGUGCAAUUUCAUCCUCCUACGAGGGUCAAGGGAAAUGAACGCCCCUCGUAAAGGCAGAAAAACUGCCUUAUAUUAUGGGAAAUUUCUUUCAACGUGUCCACCAAAUCCCCUAAAGAUCCUUUUCACAUGUACUGCUAGUAAGCUAGGUGUCCCCCAUCUUAUAUUUCUGCAUCUGGUUCUUCCUGCCUAAGUGCAGAACCUUACAUUCAUCCCUACUGAAAAUCACUUUGUUAGCUUGGGCCCAGUUCUCUAAUCUGUUAAAGUAAUUUUGAAUUCUGAUUCUGUCUUCUAUGCAUUGUUACCCCUCCCAAUUUGGUGUCAUCUGCAAAUUUGAUGAGCAUCCCUUCAAUUCCUUCAUCCAAGUAGUUUAUUAAGACAUUGAACAACAUCUUUUGCCUCCAACAGCAAAAUGGGCUGGCCUGCUCUUUAAAUUAUGUUGUAGGAACAGGACCAGCACAACUAUUGGCCAAUAGGCAGCAAACCGUUAUAUAUUUCUUAUCAAUGUGUGUAUUAAUCCCAGGAAGAGAGCCUGUGCUAUUUUUCUACCUCACAACUGGGCCAGCCUUGCAGCUAUAUACCUUCGGGAGGUUGGGGGCUGGCAGCGAAAACAAGCCUCGGGGACAAGCCCUGGCGAGUUCUUUGACCUUCGGAGGGAAGGAACACGGAAGCUUCCUCGAGCUGUGCGUCCGGAGGCACGUCCAGGCUGGCACCCAGCAGCAGCAGCCCACGCCCCGCCUCGAUAACCGAGAGGGACAGAGGAAGGAGAAAUCCAUUUGGACAGCAAGAAUGUACAGCAAGAAGACAGAGAUGGACAGCAAAACGACACCGAAACAGAUGCCAUUGUUGAAAG